Ambispora leptoticha is the source of this 862-nucleotide messenger RNA. NCBI's taxonomy places the organism in Eukaryota, Fungi, Glomeromycota, Glomeromycetes, Archaeosporales, Ambisporaceae. The record is from the annotation of a GenBank genome assembly.
GGAUGUUGAUACUCAUGAUAUAACAGAAGAUAGUUCUGAUAGCGAUUAUGAGGAUGAUAACAAUGAUUACAAUAGUUUAAUUAAGAAAAAAGAAAUCGAAGAAAAAGAACGCUCAGAAAAAACCAUCUUUAUUGGUAAUUUACCUGUGAGCGUCAUUGAAAAGCACGAUUAUCGGGUCUUGAAAAAGAAAUUUUCAGAAUUUGGCAAAAUUCAAAGUAUUCGAUUCCGUUCUAUAGCAUUUUCAGAACUAUUGCCACGAAAAAUAGCAUUCAAACUAGGAAAACUACAUCCAGAGCGAGACAUUUUAAAUGCUUAUAUCGUCUACCAAGAAAAAGAAUCGGCAAUAAAGGCGUUAACUAUGAAUGCACAAUUAUUUCUUGGUAAACAUCUACGCGUAGAUUCUACAUAUGACCGAAAAAGAACAAUCUUUAUUGGCGCAUUAGCAUUCGACGCGCAAGAAGAACAAUUAUGGCAUCAUUUCAAAGAUUGUGGUGAGAUUGAAAGCGUGAGAAUUGUUCGUGAUAAGAAAACUAAUGUUGGAAAAGGGUUUGCGUAUGUCCAAUUUAAGGAACGUGCAUCAGCCGGCCUAUCACUAAAACUUCACCUCUCGAAAAUCGGUACUCGUACAAUUCGUGUCACGAGAAAACAUGCAACGAAGGGAGGAAAAGGAGACGAAAGAGGUGAUGGCGGUAAUGUAAAUUCGCAUAAAAACCCCGGAAUAAUCAAUACCCGAAAAAGAAUCGAUAAAGCUAAAACUAAAAGGCCUCCAAGAAUUCGUGAGAGAACUAUAACCUGGAAAAAAGCCGCGAUGAAAAAGAAUACUAUCAGUACCACCGCAAAAGGAAAGAAUAAAAUGAAAUAA